ACUCUAGCAAAACAAGCGCAUGUGGAAAGUGCCUCGUGAGAAACGUGGGUUUACUUCAACAAAAAAAAGUUCGCUGUCGACGUGAAGGAAGACGCCGAGCAAUGAACGAACCUGGACAUUACCCCCCUCCGGACUUCAGCUGUCCCCCUGCGAACUCCAUUCAGCACUCCCAGCAGCCCCGCGCCAGUAGCUUCCACCCCAACAUGUGGAACUGGAGCGAGACGCCCACCGAGCCUACCUGGGACUACAGCUACCAGGUGGACUGGCAUCACGGACCAGGGGCAGGGUUUGGCUUUCCAACAGGUCGUGUAAAUUAUCCACCUAAACGUCCAUACGGUCAGAACUUUGGUCGUGAUUGGCAUCAAGGUGGGAGACAGAAUCACGGACCCCCCAACAGCCAUGGAAAAAAGCAGAAAAAUAAGAAAGAACCACAGUAUUCCCAUUUUUGUGACACCUGUGACCGGGGUUUCAAAAACCAGGAGAAGUAUGAUGAACAUAUGUCUCAGCACGUCAAGUGUUCUGUGCCCGACUGCAGCUUCACAGCUCAUGAAAAAAUAGUCAGCAUCCACUGGAAAAAUAACCAUGCACCAGGAGCAAAAAGAAUCAAGCUGGACACACCAGAGGAGAUUGCAAAAUGGAGAGAGGAGAGGCGCAAAAACUAUCCAACACUUCAGAAUAUUGAAAAGAAGAAAAAAGUGAUGGAGGUGCGGGAGGAGACAGGAGGCAUUCUAGAGACAGCUCAGUUUGGACGAAUGAGAGGCAGAGGGCGAGGACGGGGUCGAGGUCGUGGUUGGGGUAACAGAGGUUUCCAGGGGCAACACCCACGUGGCCCUCACUCGUUCGACAGAAGUGCUACGGAGAGGCCUCCACCCCUCACCCAGCCCUGUAGGGACGGGGAUCCACUGGGAGCACUGGCCAUCAGUGACCACGAUUCUGACAGGGAGGAUCCAGCUGCUGAGUCUAGGACUGGUGGCCUGGUUGUGGCUCCUAAACAGAUGAGCUCAGCUCUGGGUUCCCUGGUGGCAAACUACGGCUCCUUAAGUGAGAGUGAAAGUGAUGAAGAACCAGAGACUACCACUAUCCAGAGAGCCAAAGACCUUGUGCAAGAAAACCAGGUUCUCCUAAACACAAUACAACCCACCUCCCAGGACAGAGGAUCAUAUGGAGACAUGGCAAGCUCUUCACACAAAGUAGAAACUAACAAAGUCCCCCAGCCAGACUCUGCUCCUUACACACCUAAGAGCAGAAGAGGAAGGGGGGGGAGAGGAGGGAGAGGAGGAAGAGGAGGAAGAGGAAGACACCAGGAAACACUGCAGAAACGUCCUACUCUACUUGAGAUGUUACUCGCCCCAGAUAUCCGCCAUGAGAGGAACGUCCUCCUACAGUGCGUGCGCUAUGUUGUCCGCAACAACUUCUUCGGCCUGGAGAGCAGACCUCAGCUCCAGGAGGGGAUCAGAGCUACACCACCCACCACAACAGGAGAGCAUGAAGAGAAGCAGAAAAGGACAUUAGAGAAAGUCAGGGCUGUGAACAAGUCUACAUCUCUGUUUACUGGAGAGAGAAGUUCAACACAAAGUGACACAGCGAUCCCAGAAGCUGGCAAUCAGGAGGAUUUAGAAACAAAUAAAGCUGUUGGCAAGUAUUUGCCCCAAAACUGUCAGGAUGAGGGUUUACUGACUGACCAAGUUUGCUCAGAACAACCUGAGGAUCGUCCUGUGGACUCAGUAGUGAAUGAUGAGCAGGUUGCAGGGGAUUUCGUCCAAAAUGCUGCCUCUAAUGUGUAUGAUGAUGAAAUUUGGGAGACCCCUGGUACUGUUUUGUGAAAUUUUAUUAAAUGACUGUAAUGGAUUAAUCUUUUGUUCUGAAACACAAAACUGAGACGUUUGUGUAAUUAAAAAAAGUUAUGUUAAAAUUCCUCCACAGAUUUUUUUUUUCUUUUUUAAGCAAUGUGUCUUUAUAUGACAUGGUGUUAGUAUGACUAACUAAAAAGCUGUAUUUUGUAACACACUAUGUACUAAAUAAAGACAGUCUUUUUUUCUGGCAA
Toxotes jaculatrix (banded archerfish) is the source of this 2044-nucleotide messenger RNA. RefSeq names its product nuclear FMR1 interacting protein 1 (gene nufip1). Gene Ontology annotation, biological process: box C/D snoRNP assembly. The record is from RefSeq and is a predicted model, not a curated record. Bases 102 to 1823 code for a protein of 573 amino acids. Gene Ontology annotation, molecular function: RNA binding. NCBI's taxonomy places the organism in Eukaryota, Metazoa, Chordata, Actinopteri, Toxotidae. Gene Ontology annotation, cellular component: nucleus. The transcript has 10 exons.